CCCUCCGCCUGACCGCAUCAUCUCCUCCCGCAGAGGCGAGUGGAGCAGCAGCGUCUCUCCCCUCCAGCUCCAGCUUUAUGUCCGUGAGGGCUGAUCAGCGCCGGUGGGGAUAUUUGAUCGUUUCACUCCACCUAAUGUGACAAAUUUCUACAAACUGCUUAAAACACCGACUGAAGCGAUGGGAGCCUUUGGAGUGAUAAUAGGGAUUUUACAGUAUGCGGGACUUUAUAUUCAACUUAACGCGGCUCUUAACGUCGGACACGGGGAGGUGGAUAAUCACAUCUCUGGAAAUGCUCUCUUUACAGAGGUGCCACACGACAUCACAACGCAGAGUGGUGAGGAUGUAGAGAUGGCUUGUUCUUUCCGUGGGGCAGGCUCUCCCUCCUACUCCCUGGAGAUCCAGUGGUGGUACAUCAAGGACCACAGAAACUGGCAGGAAAAGCCUGCCCAGAUCACUAAUAACGUUGUGCCCCUGGAGGAAACAUCCAAAGAUGCCACCAAAAUUAGCGUGGUAAAAGUGGCCGGUAGUAACAUCUCCCACAAGCUUCGUCUCUCCAGUGUCAAGCCGUCAGACGAGGGCACGUAUGAGUGUCGCGUUAUUGACUUCAGUGGCACCAUGGCGCAGCAACACCGUGUUCGUGCCUACCUCCAGGUGGAGCCUGAUAGGAGUCAGGGGUCGGAUGAUGUCAAGAUACAGGAGCCAGGGCACCGUUCACAGGGGAACCACCCACAUUCCUACCACCAAGCAGAGGGUAGGGAACUGAAGAGGAGAUCAGCUGGCAGCACUACUGACUGUAAUGAAAGCUGUGUGCUUUAGAGCGGGCAGUACGCCUGUCUGUCUGCAUGUUUAUGACUUAUUUCUAAAGAGGGACGGUCAUCAACACACGUCACCACAGAGUCGAGGCAUCAGACGUAACUGGACCCUUUGUGUUUCACGGUUUGUUUGUCUUUAAUAUUGCUGUUGAAUGCCAAUACAGGGCACAGUUUUACUGACAGUAAAUAUGAUUUUGUUCUUUUUUGUUGCUUUGUUUUUGGGGUUUUUUUUGUUUUUUUGUCUCUGCGCUUUUCCCUAUUGCAUUAAGUUUGUGUUUAUGUGACAUUUAGGCUGUAAUAAAAACAGAGAACUUUUAUUUUGUUAUUAUAUCUGAGCAGGACUCUUUCAAUGGCUGAGCACCCAGAGCUUUUCCUCACAAAGCUAUGACAGUGGAGAGUCAGGGUUAUCAUGGAUGUCACAAAUAACAAUUCAAUUGCAAUGUAUACAGUUCUACUGUGUUUUACUAAAGCAUAUGCCAAAAGCUGUAGUAUUUCAAUGUAAAUGCUUUCUAAUGAAUAAGAAUAAAUUAAGCUUUUUUCAUUCACCUGCACUGAUUUCAUUCAUGUAAUCUUUGUUUGAACACUCUCUGUAUUUAGCUAGAAUGUUUGUCAAAAUAAAAAAUGUAUGCCUCCAUCACAUCAAGAUAAUAUAUAAAUUAUUGUGUAUAUUCACACUUGGCACUGUAGACUUUUACUGUUAUCAUUAAAAUAAAGUUUACUCUACUUUACCGAAUGACUCAAAGAACAGCUGAGAAACAGCUGCAGUAUGUUAAUCACUCCAAACAUUUGUCAUCAUUUUAUCGAUCACAAUAUAACUUUUAUGGAGUUCAUCAUCUGAGUCACAUUCUCCUCUUGACUGUGUUUGUUCUGAG
Messenger RNA from Larimichthys crocea (large yellow croaker), 1685 nucleotides. RefSeq names its product V-set and transmembrane domain containing 2 like b (gene vstm2lb). The record is from RefSeq and is a predicted model, not a curated record. Lineage: Eukaryota; Metazoa; Chordata; Actinopteri; Sciaenidae. Gene Ontology annotation, cellular component: membrane. Bases 179 to 817 code for a protein of 212 amino acids. The transcript has 4 exons.